Messenger RNA from Gossypium arboreum, 1764 nucleotides. RefSeq lists its product as uncharacterized. Gene Ontology annotation, molecular function: nucleic acid binding; zinc ion binding. The record is from RefSeq and is a predicted model, not a curated record. The transcript has 3 exons. Bases 1 to 1764 code for a protein of 587 amino acids. NCBI's taxonomy places the organism in Eukaryota, Viridiplantae, Streptophyta, Magnoliopsida, Malvales, Malvaceae.
AUGAAUGAAGGACUACCAAGACAACCUUUAAGGAAUGUGACUCCCGGAGGCGGAGGAGUCCCUGAUUUAGGCCAGCAAGCCCUUCUAAGGGAAAUCCAACGUAUGUUCUGCAAUGAACUCGAAUCCAUAAACGAGAGACUAGACCGAGUCGAAGAGAGGGGGCGACGAGAAAGAACGCCUCAAGGCCCUAGACGUGAAAGAGGUCGAGCAAGGCCGUUCGAAGAUGAGAUGUAUGACCCAAGUGAUUUAGAAAGCGACCAAGGCAAGUCUGAUCCGGAGGCAUACUUGGAGUGGGAAAAGAAAAUAGAAUUGGUGUUCGACUGCCAUAACUACUUGGAGGCCAAGAAAGUCAAGUUGGUGGCAAUCGAAUUCUCCGACUAUGCCAUGGUGUGGUGGGACCAAUUGACAACAAGUCGAAGACGAAACGGAGAGAGACCAAUCUCAACAUGGCAAGAGAUGAAGGUGGUGAUGAGAAAGAGAUUUAUCCCGUCUUAUUACCAUCGGGAAUUAUACCAAAAGUUGCAAAACCUUACGCAAGGACACCGAAGCGUGGAGGAUUAUUUGAAAGAGAUAGAAGUAACAAUGAUUCGUGUGAAUGUGGAAGAGGAUCGCGAGGCAACCAUGGCUAGGUUCUUAGCUGAGCUGAAUCGAGAGAUUGCUAACGUGGUGGAGCUCCAGCACUAUAUCGAGGUGACCGGCAUGGUUCAUGCUGUAAUCAAAGUAGAAAAACAACUCAAGAAGAAAAGCUCCGUUCGGACCUAUGUCAACCCCGCAAACAACUCAAAGUGGGGACAGGGUACGAGCAAAAAAGACUUCCUUAAUUGCUCAGAGGAACAAAACAAUCCUGAAAAGUUUAACAAACCCGUUGGUGAAUCAAGCAAAGGCAAAGAAGUUGCCAAUCCAAAUCACUCGAGGGACAUCAAGUGCUUUAAGUGCUUGGGGCGAGGGCACAUCGCUAGUCAAUGCCCUAACCGAAGAACAAUGGUGAUGAGUGCCAGCGGCGAAAUUGAGUUGGAAGAUGAGAAAGAAGAGGAAUUCGACACCCCUGUCAGUGAUGAAGAAGGCGAUUUUGACUAUGCCGUUGAAGGUGAAAUCUUUGUAAUCAAAUGUAGCCUAAGUUUACAAAGCGCGGAGAAUGAACAACAACGCAAGAAUAUCUUCCAUACGCGCUGUCUUGUACAAGGCAAGGUGUGUAGCCUUAUUAUGGAUGGCGGGAGUUGUACCAACGUCGCUAGUACGUUAAUGGUGGAGAAACUUGGCUUAACCACAACGAAACACCCUUGUCCGUAUAAGCUUCAAUGGCUUAAUGAUGGUGGAGAGUUAAAGGUGACAAAACAAGUAUUGGUGCUAUUUUCCAUCGGAAAAUACAACGAUGAAGUUCUCUACGACGUGGUUCCCAUGCAUGCCGAGCACCUUUUGUUAGGCCGUCCAUGGAAAUUUGAUCGAAAAGUGGUACAUGAUGGCUACACCAACCGAUACACCUUCAAGCAUUUAGGCAAGAACAUCACUUUAGUGUAUUUGACACCGAGACAAGUAUACGAAGAUCAAGUGAAGUUGCGUGAUUCAAUUGAAAAAUUUAAAGAGAAUGAAAAGAAAAAAAAGAGUGAAAAGGAAUUCGAAGAUGUAUUUCCCGAUGAAGUUCCGCGUGGCUUACCACCUAUUCGAGGAAUAGAACAUCAAAUUGACUUCAUUCCCGGUGCAUCUAUACAAAAUCGACCGGCUUAUUGUAGCAAUCCCGAGGAGACCAAGGAGCUGCAAAAAUAA